Molecule: messenger RNA, 1125 nt
Organism: Medicago truncatula (barrel medic)
Lineage: Eukaryota; Viridiplantae; Streptophyta; Magnoliopsida; Fabales; Fabaceae
Product: zinc finger BED domain-containing protein RICESLEEPER 2-like
Exons: 3
Coding region: 1-1125 (374 amino acids)
Molecular function (GO): protein dimerization activity; DNA binding
Source: RefSeq, a predicted model, not a curated record
AUGUUUGUGAGGCGAUCAAAGAGUCACAGGGAAAAAUUUAAGGAGUGCAUUGAAAAGGUUGGUGGUGUUGAUAGUUCUGUUCGUUUGCAUCUAGACAUGUCUAUGAGAGUGAACUCAACUUAUUUGAUGCUUCAAAGUGCUCUUAAAUAUCAGCUUGCAUUUGAAAGUCUUCACUUGUAUGACGAUGGUUAUGAUUCAUGUCCUGCGGCAGAAGAGUGGAAAAGAGUAGAAAAGAUUUGUGCAUUCUUGUUGCCUUUUAGCGAAACUGCCAACACGAUAAAUGGUGCAACACAUCGUACUUCCAACUUGUAUUUUUUGCAAGUUUGGAAAGUCCAAUGUGUUCUAGUUGAUAAUUUGGGAGAUGAAGAUGAAGAUAUAAAGAGAAUGGUUGAAAGGAUGUUGACCAAGUUUGAGAAAUAUUGGGAAGAGUAUAGUGUUGUUCUUGCAUUGGGAGCGGUUCUUGACCCAAGGAUAAAGCUUUCCACAUUGGCUUAUUGUUACUCAAAACUUAAUGCAUCAACCUGCGAAAGGAAGUUGCAGCAAGUAAAGAGCAAGUUGUACAUGCUAUUUCACAAGAAUUCUUGCAAAAGUACUUCUUCUGGCGUGCAAAGAACAAUUCAGGACCAAUCUUCUAGUGUGCCAUUGCAAAAGAAGUUAAAGUCUUUAUCUCAGGGCCUAUUUGAUGAAUUGAAAGUGCACCAACGGCAGCUUGUUACUGAAACUGAAAAAUCUCAACUUGAUGUUUACUUAGAUGAGUCAAAUUUGGAUUUUCAUUGUUAUGAAGAUAUGGAUGUAUUACAGUGGUGGAAGAGAAAUAAUAAUCGAUUUCCGGAUCUAUCAAUUCUGGCCUGCGACUUGUUAAGUUUUCCCAUUACCACUGUCGCAUCUGAUUUUGAGUUUUGCAUGGGCUCACGUGUGUUUAACAAAUAUAAAGAUCGUAUGUUGCCAAAUAAUGUGGAAACUAGAAUAUGUACUCGCACUUGGUUGCACAAUUUUGUUGGCAAUGAUGGAGUAGACGAUGGCGAUGAUGAUGACGGCGACUUUGAAGAAACAAUGAAGAAAGUUGAUGGUGAUGUACAAACGGAGCAAGCAUCUACUGAUUUUGAUUUUGAAGAUGACAAUUGA